AUGGCCGACAUGAAACAAGAACUCAACCCGACCGCUCCCGCCUCGAAGAAACGCAAGACCUCCUCUUCUUCUGCUCCAGACCUCAAGCCCCAAUCACCCUCGAAAGCCAAGAAGACAGACCACAGACACACCUUCUUCGGACCCGUUCAAAAGUCCGGAGCGUGGACUCAAGAGGAGGAUAAGAAGCUGUUUCAACACAUGUAUCCCAGGGCGACGGGGUUGAAUUGGGAGGUCAUCGCGAGGGAUAUCGAAGGGAGGAGUUUGCAUGAUUAUUUCGCCUUCAGAACGGCGGAGAUUCAGAAGGUCAAUGCUCGGCGACUCCAACCGGGGGGACACGACCUCGUGCUUGCACCUCGAUGGAAAGCGGUGCCGUUGUUACGCACCUGUAAAAUUCUAUUCACCAUCGCCGUGCAAGAACUUUAUCGCGACAUUGUCGUCCUUAACGGACCAAAUGCCAUCUACAAUCUGAUGAAUGGCCCUACUUUGCAUUCUCAUCAGCAUAUCAGGACGCUGGACUUGCUGAAUAAUACGGACGACUACUCGCAGGCCGAGCUCGAUGAGUGUAUCGAACGGCGGGUGUUUCAAUCGCAAAUCUUGGCGGGAAGGGAAUACAGCCAGAACUUGACAUCUUCGGCCGAUGAAGUUGAGCCUUUCAGACGCGAUUGGGAAACAAGGUGUAAGCCUCGGCUGAGAAGUCUCGCGAUCAAAGGUCAAUACUACCGCUUGGUCACUUGUCUUUUGAGGUUCUUUAAUAUCGAUCUGCUCACCCUACAUGGUUGGGCUCCGUGUGUACCGUUCUACAAGUUACCCUCAGGGUGCACGGGUGAUCAUGUCACACAUCUCGUACUGCAUCUCUUUGAUCCUUACGAUAAUGGGUUCUGCGGAGAAGAUGUUGCGGACGAUAUCUUUGAUUGGCUCGAGACUAUCACUAUCAGUUUGGGCGAAAUAGGAAGAGAACACGAGGAAUCAUGGUUGCCGGUGAUGGGACCAGAUGAACUGGCAGAGAAAUGCGACCAUCGAAUCAGCACGGCUCUGUCGACGCUUUAUAGCCCUGCCGAUCUCAUCUUCACGCCAUACCUCGACACCGGAGAUCAUCGCUUCUGCUUUCCGAAGGAGAAGCCACAGGACAUAAUGAUGGGCAAGAUGGGGCGGGAUUUUGAAGGCUUUGGAUCCAUUGAAUUUCGCUCCGGGUGCGAUUGUGGUCAGGGAGAUGCGACCAGGUUAUGGGAGGCAAUUGAAGCUAGUAUCUACAGAUGGCUACGAGAGCAGGAAAACAGAUGGCUGCAAAAGCAGGAAAACAGAAGGCUGCGAGAGCAGGGAACGAACGUCAGAAUGGGCACCGACGAGAACACUUCCGGUCCGAAGACCGCGCUUCCGCUCGAGCUCGUCACUCAAAUCUUGCAAGACUACUUCGCCUUCAGGCUGCGAGAACUCCAUCAACCCCGCGUCCGUCAUCAAAACGAUGAUGGGAAUGAUGUACCUCAAGAAGCCGAAUGGAACGCUUUGCCACUUUUACUUACCUGUAAACGGCUCUCAGACAUUGCAAUGAAGGAACUCUACAGGAACGUCUACCUGACCAGCAGCGAAGACACGCUGGUCAGACUCAUAAGUCGGCCUCCAGCGUAUAUCUACCAAUACAUCGAGACUUUGAACAUGAUGGAAGUGCAUCAUUUCUGCUGGGACACCUUGAACGAGUCCAUCGCCUACCGGGUAGUACAAUCGCAAGGUACAGCCUUGGCUCAAUUCGGGAUAGGAUCCCGUUGGACUUCUUUGUUGGAGGACGCCGAGCGCUUCACCAAAUAUUGGUCCUCCGAAUUCAAACCUCGACUCAAGACCCUGAUUUGCGCUCGGGGAGCAGCAUAUUGGCUGAGUUGUCUAUUGAAAUUCUUCAACAUCGAUCAAAUCUCCGUGCACUAUUGGCAGCCGUAUGAUCCCUAUCCCUAUUUACCAGGCGGUUACGCCAAAGAUUCUGUCAAGCACCUCGUUCUGUAUCUUGACGAGGCAAGCGAACUUCAGCCUGGCAGCGAGCAAGAAAAAAACGACCUCUUUCGAACCCUUGAAACUGUCACCAUCGUUCUUGGAAACCACAAGCAGCGGUCUCCCUUCACCCCGCCUGGGCUCCCCGUCGGACCCGAUUUAUUGGCGGCGAGAAGUGAACACCUCAUCGGCAGCAUUCUCAAUGAAGUGGAUCCUCUUCCAAUUGGCAACUUUGAGAUCAUCUUUUCUCCGUACGUGGAGACAGGGUAUCACGAGUACUGCUUGCCGAAGAAGAAGCCCCAAGGAGUGAAGAGAGGCGAAGGCGUCUUUGCUUCGGUCACUUCGAUCGAGUUUCGCUCCGAAUGCAAUUGUGGUCAGGGAGACAAGAACGAUUUAUGGAAGGCGGUUGAAGCCACUGCACAGAGCUGGAUGAAAGGGCGACAUCUUCCGGAGGCAGCAGAUACGGAGUAGAAAACGUAGAUAUAUGACUGGCGGGAAAACUUGGAGCAUCUGUACAUCUCUUUAUCGUGAUAGUUGUCGCAGCUGCUCGUACGCUGUUACAUGCUCAUGCGUCAAGUCAGAAUCCUAUGCUAAAGGAG
This is a messenger RNA of Filobasidium floriforme, 2576 nucleotides long. RefSeq lists its product as uncharacterized. The record is from RefSeq and is a predicted model, not a curated record. Bases 1 to 2448 code for a protein of 815 amino acids. NCBI's taxonomy places the organism in Eukaryota, Fungi, Basidiomycota, Tremellomycetes, Filobasidiales, Filobasidiaceae. The transcript is spliced from 9 exons.